AUGCUCCUCUUCAACGAAGAACUAGCGCUUAACCUCACCAUCUCCCUGACCGAGACAGUGGCCUUACUCUGGACCACCAAUUUCGUAUCAGAAUUGUCUUUCAAAAGCCUGUUUCUGGUCGUACUUGCAAUCAAUUUUGCCAUCCAGUUGGUAUGGGAUUUAUUGAUUUAUCCGUUUUAUGUGGAUCCAUUACGACAUGUUGCUACUGUUCCGGGCAAAACAAACCAAAUGGCUAUAUUACUGGACUCUCCCCGCGGGCGUCUCCCACUAGAAUGGAUGCGCACAAUCCCUAAUGAAGGUCUAAUCCAUUUCCGCGACACAUUCCGACGCAGUUAUCUCAUCGCUACAAGCCAUCAGGCCCUCUUGGAUGUAAUGAGUACGAAUACAUAUGACUUUGAAAAACCGUGGAAAGUGCGUACGUUUUUGGCGCGGAUUUUAGGGUUCGGGUUGAUAUUAUCAGAAGGGAAUGCACAUCGAGUCCAGAGAAGGGCGUUGACGCCAGCGUUUAACAUUAAGAAUAUUAGGUCGUUGUAUGGCCUUAUGUGGGAGAAGACGAAUGUUUUGUUGGCGCAGUUGGAGGAGGAGAUGAGACUUAAUCCCGUGGAGGGGAUGCAUGGGGAUGGGAGGAUGGGGAAGGUUGAGAUGUCUGUAUGGGCGAGUCGUCUUACACUCGAUGUCAUCGGUCCCGUAGCAAUGGGUCGCGAUUUUCAAUCUCUAAUCAACAAAAAGAAUAAAGUCGCAGAUAGCUUUUUAGCAAUCCUCGAACCAUCACGCGAAAAGUUAAUUUUUUUGGGUGUCAAUUUCCUUCUUCCGCAAUGGUUCGCUCGACGUAUACCCUGGACACUGAAUAGGGUUGUUGAUAAAGAAACUGACUUCCUACGUGCUGUAUGCCACGAUAUUGUCCGCGAGAAGAGGGAAGCGCUCAAAUCACACAAACUUGAAACAUUGGAGGUGGAUAUCCUCGGGACGAUUAUGUUGCGAGGAGAGUUUUCUGAUGAUGAGUUGGUGGAUCAGAUGUUGACAUUUCUCGCUGCAGGACACGAAACAACUGCAAGCGCUCUGACAUGGGCAUGUUAUCUCCUCUGUCUCCAUCCAGAAGUCCAAACCCGACUAAGGGACGAAAUACACUCUACGAUUCCCUCUGCCGAACAUGACAUAACAUGGCACCAACUUGAAUCCAUGCCCUUACUGAACGGGGUCUGUCAAGAAGUCCUUCGCCUCUACCCUACAGUCCCCGCCACAAUCCGUGAAGCAGUCCGCGACACAACCAUAGCCAACACACGCAUUCCCCGUGGAAUACGAAUAAUCCUAUGCCCCUAUGCGAUAAACCGAAGUCCACAAUUCUGGGGUGAUACGGGCGACUCAUUCAUCCCCGAACGAUGGAUUGAUAUCGAUGACCAAACGGGAAACUCAGUUGUGAAUCAUCACGGCGGCGCACCUACGAAUUUUGCGCAGAUUACCUUUUUGCAUGGACAGAGGUCAUGUAUUGGGAAGGAUUUUGCGAGAGCGGAGUUGCGUUGUGCUGUUGCUGGGGUUGUGGGGAGGUUUGUGUUGGAGAUGCAGAGGCCGGAAGAGGAGAUUCAUAUUGCGGGUGCGGUUACGACGAAGCCGAAGGAGGGGAUGCAUUUGAAAAUGACGAGGGUGGAGGGCUGGUAA
Talaromyces stipitatus ATCC 10500 is the source of this 1656-nucleotide messenger RNA. RefSeq names its product cytochrome P450 monooxygenase, putative. Gene Ontology annotation, molecular function: monooxygenase activity; iron ion binding; oxidoreductase activity, acting on paired donors, with incorporation or reduction of molecular oxygen. The transcript has 4 exons. Bases 1 to 1656 code for a protein of 551 amino acids. Lineage: Eukaryota; Fungi; Ascomycota; Eurotiomycetes; Eurotiales; Trichocomaceae. The record is from RefSeq and is a predicted model, not a curated record.